GACCAGUCAAUACUGUGAGUUCUGAAUGAAGCAACCACAUUUCAGGGAUGUUUUUAAUUUUUCUUACAAAGGUACAUGAGAAAAGUUUGAUGUAAGAUGCUGCCUCUCCUGAGCAUGCUUGCAGUAAAGGCAGCUAACAAAAGCCACUGAAAGACACCAUAAAGGCACACUGGACUGCUGUAUCCCAGGAGACACAGAUAUGAAAUGAGUUAUCAUCACAAAGGCUGAUUUGUGUGUGACUUCACUGUUCUGAACAAAAAAAAUACACACUGUCCCUGUUCCUUAUCAAACCUGCCUCAUCACAAGGACUUGGACAACAAACUUUGAAGAUCACCUCUCAGGGAUGACUGUGCUCCGCUGCUGAAAACUUCACCAGAAGAGUGUGUUAUUGGAGCCCCACAGGAUGACAUCAACUGUGUCUGCUGUCCCCCGUGGCAUCUUCGGCCCCUCGCCGCCCCCUCCGGCUGUCUGGCCUCCUCUGGACUUCGCUCUUGGUGCUCUAGCCUGCUGUGCAGCUUGUGUGUUCACCAACCCUCUGGAGGUUGUGAAGACCCGUAUGCAGCUGCAGGGAGAGCUGCGUGCUCGUGGGUCCUACCAGAGACACUACAGAGGAGUUCUGCAGGCCCUGUGGGUGGUGGGCCGCACGGAUGGGCUGCGGGGUCUGCAGAAGGGGCUUUCAGUAGGGCUGAUGUACCAGGGGGUGAUGAACGGAGUAAGACUGGGCUCCUACUCCUACUGCGAAGCUCUUGGGGUUACCUCGUACCAUGGGGGGAGUCUGCUGUCAGGGGCUGCAGCAGGGGCGCUGGGUGCCUUCAUCGCAUCUCCUGCCUACCUCGUGAAGACCCAUCUGCAGGCUCAAACAGUUGAAGCCAUAGCUGUGGGCCACCAGCAUAACCAUCUGGGGGUGUCUGAUGCCUUUGCUACCAUCUAUAGAAGAGAAGGUUUGAUUGGUCUUUGGAGGGGUGUGAACGGGGCCGUGCCCAGAGUCAUGGUGGGAUCAGCUGCUCAGCUGGCAACCUUCACCUCAGCCAAGGACUGGGUGUCACAUUCCCAGUGGUUUAGUCCAAACAGUUGGCUUACAGCUUUGUUGGCUGCCAUGGUUAGUGGGAUUGCAGUUGCAUUCACCAUGACGCCAUUUGAUGUUAUUAGUACACGUCUCUACAACCAGCCAGUGGAUGAGGCUCACAGGGGCCGUCUCUAUCAUGGAUUUUCAGACUGUAUGCUGAAGGUGUGCCAAACUGAGGGUUUGCUGGGGUUGUAUAAAGGAAUGGGCCCAGUUUUUCUGCGCUUGGCCCCACAUACUGUCUUAAGCAUGCUGUUCUGGGAUAUGAUGAGACAACAGACGGUGAAGCAGAGCCAGAGCCAGGGAAGGAGCUAAAACCCUGCAUAAAACACUGGACUGGACUCAGAGAUACUGAAGUAGUCCAACAAUCCACAAACCAUUGAACUUUAAGCAAAUAAAAUUUGGGAUAGUGAGCUUAUUUCAUUUCUUGUUGUGGGUUAAGUGAAAAGAUUGAAAAGAGCCUUUUUCAGUUCUUAAAGCUAAAGCUGAUAGCAGGUUAGCAUGGCUAAGCCUAGCAUAAACACUGAAAACAAGGUGCUUUCCUAGUUCAAUUAAGAGCAACUCUAAAAGCUCUCUUACUAUCUGAAAGUUUACAUACAUGCACCAAAUCAAAUGUUUAAAAAAACAUUGUGUCUUUUUUUUUUAAAACACUGCCUCAGACUGUUAUUUGCAACACUGUUGGCUUCUUGGAGUCUUUGCUAGCUAGUUGCCUAUGACAGUCUGUCCCAUAACAAAUGACAAAUUAUCAAUGUGGCCUUUUUGUGCACAUAUUAAAAAAGAUAUGACAUGUUAAGCAGUGACUUUUAGAAGUGCUCAAAGUGGAUUUUGAUAUCCUAAGGCAAAGCUACCAGUUAAUGUUUUCAGUCAUUGUGCUGGGCUAAUAGCUGUGGCUAUUAGCUUUUUAUUUAUAGUAAAAGCACAAAGAUUGUAUGCAUCUUCUCAGUUAACACUCAGCCAGAAAGUGGAUUAGCUUAUUUCUCUGAACUCUUCCUUAAAGUGGGACAACUUCUGUCUGAAGAAAAGGACUGCAGAGAUUUAAAGUACUUGAUGUGAUCUGGAUAUAUGCUGCAGAGACUUUUACAAAAAUUUCAGGGAUUCCUAGCACAUUUCUCAAACAUACUGCUAUACAAUUUCCUCAUUUUGCCUUAAUACCUCAAAAAUCUACAAGCAAGGUGUGAGAGUCCUCUCAGUAAAGCUGAAACAGGAGACCAGCCUAUCAGUGGACUGUAGAUAACCUGAAGUUAUCAUCUCUGUGUGUCAUGUUGGAGCCAGUUUGGCUGUUAUUUGAUUGUUUAGAUGUUUAGAGACAAAUGCUUUAUUCUAGUUACCUCAUCUGUUAGAUGAAAAAGGGAUUUCUGAUGAUAAUGCCUUUAAUAACUAACAAAUGAACUACUCGUACCUAAAGAUGCACAGAAUGCCAUUUAAUGGGACAUUUUUUCGUGCAGCAACUUGACCUAGGAGUACUUUAAGCCUUUUGAGCAGCACUAAAUGUAUAAAGUUCUUUUUGUAUGAAAUGUUGAAAAUAAAUUUGCUCUUGAAUCA
This is a messenger RNA of Cheilinus undulatus (humphead wrasse), 2605 nucleotides long. RefSeq names its product solute carrier family 25 member 34 (gene slc25a34). Bases 404 to 1378 code for a protein of 324 amino acids. The transcript is spliced from 6 exons. NCBI's taxonomy places the organism in Eukaryota, Metazoa, Chordata, Actinopteri, Labriformes, Labridae. The record is from RefSeq and is a predicted model, not a curated record.